Molecule: messenger RNA, 817 nt
Organism: Vollenhovia emeryi
Lineage: Eukaryota; Metazoa; Arthropoda; Insecta; Hymenoptera; Formicidae
Source: RefSeq, a predicted model, not a curated record
ACUGGUCGAUCUCCGUCGCGCCGCCGCUCUUCAUUAUCUUCGGAUUAGACGUGUACAUCUGAAAAGAGAUGAGAUUUUGAGUUGAGUUGAAUGACAAUGGGCGAUUACUGCGCGAUGGACGUGAAAGACGACUACUGGGAAGAUGCAUUUGAGAACGAAGGAGUACUAGUGGAAAAAAAUUCCGUGCCGCAAGGUAACUUCCUGGUCAAUCCGAACGCGGUGGCGACGCCAAGCCAACAGGAUCUACUGACGUUGGUUACUGAAGUUGAAAAGGCGAACUACCGUAUAAAUUGCAGUACACUCGACAAGGUGGAAUUGAUUGCACAACAAAUGACGUUCUUGGAGAAGCUGAAAGAAGAGUUGGGCAUAGAUGAGUUUAUCAUGGAAAAGAGCAACAAGGAUACGUAAAUCGAUCUGCAUAAUGUGCGUUGCAACUUUGUGAAGCAGCCUGGUCACUUGUAUAAACGGCACUCGGGACAGCGUUAUUUUUCUAUGCUCAGCCCGAAGGAUUGGGGCGAUACGACUUCGUGGCAGGUAUACAUCGAUUCCUAUAGAAUGGAAUGGGAGCGUACGUGGACCCCGGCAUCCCAAUUGGUGGCAAAGAACGAGGAAUUAAAAAGGUUCUGGCGACCCACAUCUCCCAAGACACUCAGUUACGAGCAGUCACAUUAUGUAAGUAACCAGCACGUGAUGCAACCAAGUGAAUUUGUUGUGUUACAGCCAAGUUGUGAAAAAAGUGUAAGAUGGGAACGCGGCAUGUUGAUCAAGAAAGAUCUAGCGGCACUACCAAACUAACUUAUUAAGCAUCCUCGCAGUG